AUGUCCGGCCCGACAGAACCCAUCUCGCUCGAGCGCUUCGCCGAAGCCCUCAAGGACCUCCCCCUCGUCAGCCUACGCCUCAAGAUCUUGGAAAUACGCAACUCCGGGGAAAAGUGGGAGGAUUUCGAGGCCGGCGUGUUCGAGAGGGACCCGGGCGAUGAUGAGGAGCAGGACCGCGGUGUCGUCCCCAAUGGAGACGCGACGACGGCGAACCAAAGCGCAACGACCGACAGGUCCCACCCCGCCUGGAGCGACGGGACGUUCCAGGUCGGCACAAUCCGCGCGGAGCCAAACACUACCGGGGGCGGGGGCUCAUUGAGCGACGCCGAUCUGGCAAAAUUAAUAGAGGAGCGGAUGAGGGUGCUUGAGGCUUCCGAUGAUGAAGGGACGGACGCCGGAGGAGAGAAUGGCCUGCACCUUUGA
Parascedosporium putredinis is the source of this 423-nucleotide messenger RNA. NCBI's taxonomy places the organism in Eukaryota, Fungi, Ascomycota, Sordariomycetes, Microascales, Microascaceae. The record is from the annotation of a GenBank genome assembly.